Messenger RNA from Brassica napus (rape), 1505 nucleotides. Its product is annotated as mitogen-activated protein kinase kinase kinase 20-like. The coding region runs from base 105 to 1160 and encodes 351 amino acids. Gene Ontology annotation, molecular function: protein kinase activity; ATP binding. Gene Ontology annotation, biological process: protein phosphorylation. The transcript has a single exon. NCBI's taxonomy places the organism in Eukaryota, Viridiplantae, Streptophyta, Magnoliopsida, Brassicales, Brassicaceae. The record is from RefSeq and is a predicted model, not a curated record.
UCGAACUAGGGUUUCUUCUUGCCUAGGCGUUUUCUUCCUUACCAAUCUCUCUCGAGAUUUAGUUGUCGACUUUUUCUAGAGAAGUAUUACAGAAAGAGAAAGUAAUGGCGAUCAUUAGGGUGCAACGUUGCCAAGACAAACCAUUCAUGAAAUUCGUCAAGUUUUUAGGUAAAGGUUCAUACGGCUCCGUCGAUCUCUACCGUCACACAAAGCACGACGGUUCAACCUCCUUCACCGCCGCGAAGGUCUCCUCCGACCGUCGGACUAUCGAACGAGAGUUUCGAGUGCUCUCCCAACUCAAAGGAUCUCCUAGGAUCGUGCGUGUGUUUAGCAAUUCUCUCCACGAAGGAUUAGACUCUGACGGAAACAGAGUCUUCGAGAUGCCUAUGGAAUACGCUUCUGCAGGUUCUCUUUCCAGUUUCGUCCGUGCUAACAAACAGUUGAAUGGUUCGACCGUCAAUGACUUUACUCGGAUGAUACUUGAAGGUUUGGUCUCGGUUCAUAGCCACGGUUAUGUGCACUGCGAUCUUAAACCGGAUAAUCUCCUUCUCUUUCCGGUUUACGAUCAGCAAGCGUGGACUUACAGUUACCAACUCAAGAUUGCGGAUUUUGGAUUGGCGUUGAAGGAAGGAGAGGAAAAAUCUGAUAAUUGGUGUUACCAUUCUCCCUUUGUGGGAACUCCUUUCUACAUGUCUCCCGAGUCUGUCCGUGAUGGUACUGUCCGGAAAGGCCUAGAUUUGUGGUCUUUGGGUUGCAUUGUUCUCGAGAUGUACACUGGUAAGCGUCCGUGGUCAGAGUUUAGGAGUCUUUAUGAUCUUGAAGAUGUUUUAGUCGAGGACAAAAAAGUACCUGCGAUUCCAGACACUGUUCCGUCUGAUGCAAGGCAGUUUCUUGAAAAGUGUUUUGCACUGGAACCUGAAGAUAGAGGCACCGCUUCUGAGUUGCUUUUGCAUCCGUUUCUGGUCGGAGAUGAUAACAAGAAGAUUGCUGAUGAUGACACCAUCGUAAAGCCUGAUGCUAAAUUGGAAGAUAGUGUUACUACGAAGAAGGCAUUGAAAGUGAAGAUUGUUUCAUCCAAGCUCCAACUUUUUAAGAAACCUCUAAAGCUGAAGAUCAUUCCUCCGAGACCACCAGGAUUCACUUUUGUUCCUGUUCAGUAGAGUUUACUGAAAUAUUAGUUAUCACUGUAACAAAUGUUGAUUCUUUUAUCUAAUGUUCAGUUUGUAUCUGAUAGGAUGAAUACAGUUCCACUUUUUCCAGUUUGUAUCUGAUAGAGAACAAUUGUGUACUAAUUAAGUAACUCAAAUUGAUUGCAACUUGUAAGAUGAAAAGUUUCUUUAACCACUUUGUUUUGGUUAAUGAGAACACUUGAGGUUGGCAUAAAAUAACAAAUCUGGUGUACCUGACCGAUGUAUAAAAUGAGAUACUUUUAUGCGUAAUAAAGACCCUUUUCCACGCACACGUGAUCUAAUAGUAAGUAUUAAAACGAUCAUCUGAAAUGAUAA